Molecule: messenger RNA, 1430 nt
Organism: Pneumocystis carinii B80
Lineage: Eukaryota; Fungi; Ascomycota; Pneumocystomycetes; Pneumocystales; Pneumocystaceae
Exons: 7
Coding region: 46-1386 (446 amino acids)
Source: RefSeq, a predicted model, not a curated record
GCAGAAAAAAUAUUAAAAAAAAAAUUAAAAAUAGAUUUUAUAUUCAUGGAGGAAUGUAAUUCUUCAAAAAAUUAUGACAAAAAGCUUUCAGAAAUUUCAUUAAAUAUAGCAUUUGAUACAGAAAGUAAGGAAAAUAGUAAAUCUUGUGAAGAAAAAACAUUUACUGCAGAAAACUCUUUAAUGAAUAAUAUGAAUUUUUUCCAAAAACCUCAGGAAAAAAGUAUACCAUGGUUAUGUUCUUUAUGCUGUGAAACAUUUCCAUCUGAUGAACUAAUGUAUAAGACUACAGAAAGACAAGAAGCUUAUUAUUGCAAAAACUGUCAUUUUCAUCUUUCGUCAAAAAAUAAAGAUAUAUAUCCUAAUGAAAUAAAUAAUAAUAAUACUGCCUCUCAACAUCAAGACAAAAAUCCUCAAGAGUCUCUUAGUGAAAAUAAUCCUUCUAGUAUAGAAAAUCUGGAUGAAGUUUCAUUAAAAGAUUCUAUUAAAAACAAUUGUCCAAUUAUCAAUAAUCUAACACCAAAAGUUAAUAUUUCACAAGCGUGUACUCCUGUUUCACAAGGCUCUAUGAAAAAUUCAGAGAUGUGGGAAUUACUUAGAAAAAAAAAAAGGAACUCUUUAGGUGUUCGUAAACAUUUGGAAAAUUUUGUAGAAUCAAAACGUUUGCAUAAUUCAUUUAACACAAACACAAUCGAUAUUUCACCCGAAUUAUCUAGUUUUCGAGAUAAAGUAGAAAAAGAGACAUUAGAAUCCAAAAUAUCAUCUAUAACGCUAUCAGAAGAAAAAACAAAUAUUUCUCAGGAAAAUAUCCCUCCUAUUUUACCAUCAACUAGAAAUUAUAAACAUAAAUUAUUUUUACCAAAUCAUGUUAAAUCGAAGAAUAACGCUCUAUCAACUAUUGAUUACAAUUCGUUUUCGGAAAAAGACACAUUUUCUAGAUGUUUAAAAGACUCGUCAAAUGAUGACAAACAACAGCAGUUUUUAUCAAACUCUAUAUCACCUAAAAAAGUAUUAACAUCUAAUACAAUACCAAAUUUAGAGCCAUUAAAAAACAAUUCAGCAGGAAUAUUUUCUGUAAAAAAAAAGCCUCUCCCAAAAUUUGGGGGAUUUGAUAGAUGUGCAAGCUGUAACGAAUCUAUAACUUUUCUUGAAUCAUAUCCUGGGCCCAAUUCUACUAGAUGGCAUAAAAAAUGUUUAAAAUGCAGUGGAGGAUGUGGUAAAAACAUGGACUCUGGAUCAUUGAAUGAAAUUGAUAAAGACGGAAAAAUGAAGGUUUAUUGUAGAUUUUGUUGGGAUACUAUUAAGAAAGGAAAAAAACCAGUUACCAUAUCUUUAGUAAUGAGUAAUACUUUGCAAGAUUUUAGUACUUUAGAAGAAAAUAGAACUUAAAAAGAAAAAAUUCCGCUUUAUUUCUACAUAUUUGUAAUAAAAAU